Spirometra erinaceieuropaei is the source of this 393-nucleotide messenger RNA. The record is from the annotation of a GenBank genome assembly. Lineage: Eukaryota; Metazoa; Platyhelminthes; Cestoda; Diphyllobothriidea; Diphyllobothriidae.
AUGUCGCCGCCACCACCUUCCCCAGACUCCCCAGCCCCCUCCUACAGCGCAACGCCUCUCAAACUCUCAGCGGACAUGUGUGUCGACAAAUGUACCGAGAAGGGCGAAGAGAAAGCGGCAACAAAUCGGCUGUACGAUGAAUGGAAGGGGGGGAGAGUGGAGGGGGUGCUUGGCCUCUGCCGCUUUUGCCGCAGUUUAUGGCCCGUUCUCUAUGAAGGGUAAUAAUUGCAACAUUGUGGUCGCCUAAUUGUGUGUUUUAUCCUUUCACUUUUCAGCCAUUUCCCCAUCAUCUGUCUUCGCCUAGUGCGUCUAGAGCUUACUGAGUUGGGUGAUAGUCGCAUCGCCCUUCUAGUCGUGAUGCAUGUGCCCUCUGAUAGUCUCAUUGCCCUCUGA